Molecule: messenger RNA, 1674 nt
Organism: Physcomitrium patens
Lineage: Eukaryota; Viridiplantae; Streptophyta; Bryopsida; Funariales; Funariaceae
Source: RefSeq, a predicted model, not a curated record
GCUGUUUUAUUCUUUCACGACUUCACAAGGGCAUCAGUCAGAGUGGCACAAACAAGAGGAACUAGAUUUUUGGAACUUCCCAGAUGCAAUCGAAUGUCGCAGGCGUGGAGCUUGCAACAAGAAAAAUUUGAGUACAGCAUUCCAAACCUAGAAAAUCGUGUUUGGAACCUUGUCCAGAUGCUUGAGAGGAGAAGGAUUUGUAGGGAAGGUGCAGAAGAUGCCGUAGAAGUCGUAAUAGUGUCAAGGAGAUGUCCUGGAAUUGAUGUUGAGAUCCCAGCCUAGCUGUUUGUUGUGUAAGAGCCACACAGGAUUUGCAACAGAUUGAAUCACCAGCAAGGGAAAACCCGAGAGCACGCAAGAGUAACGUAGACAGGUAGAACGGGGAAGGCUUAAUCGUGUUUUUCUUUGUUGUUGUCGAGGAGAACGUGAUGAUGAAGGACGAGGUGACAACUCCUUGCGACUCUGCACAUGCUCCACAAACGGACUUGGUACAAAAGUUACAGGAAGAGUUCGCGGGCAUUGCUCUAGAUCCAUCUUCCAAUGGCUCCGACGUUUGCGAGUGCGACACUGCGAAUGCGCCGAUGCCUAUCACCGCGAUUCCCACUGAGAGACCUGAAAAUAUGAUUUUGUUUGGUGGGGCUAUCACCUGCAGCUUCCCUCGCAGAUACACAGACAUGUUUUCAUCAAAUAGUGGUUUGAUGAUCUAUCGCAAUCUCUCGCAGGAUGUGAGUGACGUUCGGGAAGUACCCAACAAUCAGGAAGCCUUCGUGGAUGCCAAUCGGGAUGAAAGCUUCAUUGUUGAGCUUUUAGAGCUUAAGGAGAACGUCACUGAUGCAGGUAGCGCCCGCUGGUUCUUGGAAGAUCUAACCGUGGAGCAAGCAUCUGAGAACAGUCUGGUUGUGGAAGAGGAGAAUAGUGUACCUGCAGCCAACGUUCCCAAUUUGGAUGCAAACACCACGGUCAAUGCUGUGAUUGGCACUAUGGCUGUUGCCAAGGGUCGCCAAGGUCCCGAAGCUUCCAAUGUUGUGCGGGUAUACUUGGCGAAUAUCCGAUUGCGUGUAGUGGGAACAGAUAUUCUUGUUAUUGUUUACGAGCCUCUUGUUAUCAGUGAACACAGCGAAAGCGCUCAAGCAGUGGGAGCAGGUGCGACCGUGCCAGCCCUUCAGGCAGGACUUAUGCCAGCUGCCGACGUAUUUAAACAAGUUCUUUUCACCUUCAAUGUACACGACUGGAGUCUAUUUGGCUCUGCAAAUGAAUAACGGGCUCAAAAAUACUGGUGUUCUCUCCAGCGCGGGUGCUGACCGAGGUUCUCCACGUUCUUGUGCAUCGGUUGGCUCUUUUAUGAUCUGUUUGCAAGACGGCCUAUCCCUCCUUGCAAGCACCGCAACUAUUCCCAAUGCAACACAAGUUGCCCAUCUGUCGUAUACGUCUUGUCGAAAAGUGUCUUCUUACAGAGAAUCUGUCGGUAGUUGUUUCGCUGGACCCCUAGUCUUUAUGUCAAUCAAAAGAACGAGAGGGCGGUCUUGCUUGCGUGCAUCUAGACAGUGUGUGCGACGAGAACUGCUCAGUCUGGGUUUACCGCCUAUCUUGUGUUUAUACAGCCAAUAUUUGAUUCAUACUCUUUGGUUGAUGUGAAUCUUGCACCUGUCAAGGAGUCUGGAUGAUUCUAUUUAA